This is a messenger RNA of Styela clava, 3546 nucleotides long. The record is from RefSeq and is a predicted model, not a curated record. Lineage: Eukaryota; Metazoa; Chordata; Ascidiacea; Stolidobranchia; Styelidae.
UACGUCAUAUUUUUAAUUCAGUAAAGUGCGAUACAGGCAGAGGCAUGUCUAGAGGCCGCAAAGAGAACACCAAUUUUACACAAAGUACUAUAUCAAUUGUACUUUUACAGACUCUUGAUUCGAAAUACAAUUAUUAGAAAUAGUGAUUAAUAAUAGUUUCUUCCGAACACUAGGGCUCAUUUUUUGGGGAUGUAGAUGAUAACGAGAUUUUUUAAUAUACAAAAUAUGAAUACCGGUUUUUAUUUACUAAUUUAAUACCACGUUUUCAUUUAAAAUAACUGCUACAUUUAUAUUAUUGAGCAUUCACAUUUUAAAAAGUAGAAAAGAUUUCUUUCUAUCGACUAGGACUCAGUAGUUGUUGCCAUGGUAAAUAAAGCUUGUCUUAUAUAAAUACGAAAUCGCAAGGAGGAUGGGGUGCGCAACGCUUUUUGAACCAAGGAAAAAGAAUCUUUAUCUACAGAAACCCGAAUUUUCAGAAUUAAACUUAUUUAUUAUAACACCAUCACUAAAUUUUGCGACGGCCUAGCAGAAUUGGAACGACGCACUUUCAUGGGACUAAGUAAAAAAAUGCGCUAUCGACGAAGUCUUUUUUCGCUUCAUAUUAUUAAAAUCAGUUUUAAAAUUCAGGCUUUUUUGGGGGAAACUUUUGGGGAAACACGGUAGAAUCAUCGCGCUUGCAUACCAAUGCAUAUUCUGAUCGCAAGAUCCGAUUCGUGUGCUUGCAUAACAACGCCGGGUUUAAUAACGAAGCUAGCGGUUCCGGAAGGCGAUUUGCUAAGUACGCCUCGAAACAUAUCACAUAUUUUAUUAUUCUAAAUGUUUUAUUUUUUCUCAUUAAUGAAAAUGAUGUGUAUAUGAAUCAAAUUCAUUUUACCGUUCUCUGGUGUUUUCUUUCUGUUACGUGGGUAUAUUGUUACGUAACAGAUACCCUGCAUGCUGCAAUUACGUAGGUCGCAGUUUAUUCAUUUCUGAACCGAGUUAUCGUACAUGAGUGAGUAUUAAGUAAUUUAAAGAUAAAACUAGGCAGAGUUAAGAAAAAAAGUUAACCUUUUGCUUUUAUUUCUUAGGCCUACAUGUUUAUAAACCUCAAAAGGCAUAAAGUACAUAUUAUCGAGGAUGACAAAAUUGUGUUUUAUUUUGCGGCAGCAUAUUUUUCGUGGAGGUGCGCCAUUAGUUUUUUCCCUGAUAGUUUGGUGCGCACAAACCGCUGCCUUAUGCUAAGUUUGAUCAAUAAGAGUGAACAAUUCCGCAUAAGGACCAGGCCCUCGGUGGCCAGACAUCGUAAUUCAUCAUUUAGGCCUACACAAACAAACAUUGCGGCACGGCUGAACUUUUAUGUCGCAAAAAGCAUUCGCACCCAAUAUAUCGAAUAACGUUAAUCUGAGUAUAUGUGUGUUUGUUUUUAUUAUUGAGUAGCCCUACUAGAAGUUAAGAAUUAGCGGUGUCAAUAAAAUAUCAAAAAUGCAUAUUUCGAACUAAUUAGCGUGAACACGGGCCGUGAAAAAUUUUAAAAUAUAUUUGGGAAGCCCUGAUUUAAAUAAUAAUAAUACAAAAAUUUCACGAUUAUUUGACAUUUGAUUAUCAUCAUGUAUAACCAUGCACAUCCAUAAUUUGUUUAUCUCCCAAGUUAUUUUGCAAGUUAAGUAUAAAGGGCAUCAUUAUCAGGAACACGCCCCGGGUAGCAGAAAAGUUUGACUCGCCCCCGAGUACAGGAUAAGUAUGAGUAUUGGAUGAUUAAUUUACUCGACAUGAUUUAAGAGAGUUUUUCUGAAAUCUUGUAUUUGUUCAGCGGAACACUUUUUAAGUCUUUUGUACAGGUCCAUGUGCAAAGAAGCUAAACGAUUCUGCUACAGCGCAAUGCAGAGUUUCGGAUUUACGUGGCCGUAGUCUUUGUCUUGUGAAAACUUUUCUGAGACAGUGAGUAUUCCUUAAAAACGUUUAUUGGUAAAUAUUUUGAAUACGGAGCAUUACAAAUAUAUAUAAAUAAAGCAAAUACCCAGGCUUGUCCAUGGGACAUUUUUUCUCUCUCAUUCCUUAUACAUCCCAUAGCAAUUAUGCCUGUCCCAUCCCAUGGGAUUCCCAUUAUAAUAAUAUUCAAUAAAAAUUGUUAAAUUUAGGUUUAGCGUCCGACUUUGUUAACUGUAUAUUUCUUACUAUGAUGCAUGUGUCCAUCAGCCCCUUCACGAAGUAUAUUUGCAAUGCUAAAUAUGUUUUGGUCUUCAUAACUAACAAGAGGGCUAUGCUCAAAUAUAUGGACACGAAAUCCAUAACGAAAUGUUUUACCAUCAUUUCCCCGAAAAUCAUACGGUUUUCGUGUCUCAUGGGAAAUACAAAUGUGUGCUGUCCCAUCCCAUUCCCAUGGACAAGCCUUCAAAUACCCAAACCUGUGAUUUCUUUUAUAAUUUGAAAUGUUUUUAUCUCGUUAUGGUCGAAUACUGUCCGUUUCAAGACUUGCAAUUAAGAAAAAUCGUAGUGAUUGGUUUUUGGUAUCAAAUUAUUUGGGAUUACACCCUCACUGGUCUUAGUAGUACGCCCUUAGUAAAUUACGUGAGCAAAUGUAUUUUAUUUUAUAUUUUCAAUAGAAAUGUAUCGAAACAAACCACAGAAAGGCGUAAGUAAAUUUUAAACAAUGUUCCAUAUCGUUUUCUCGUCAAAUGUGUUAUGUUAUAUCAUAUUUUCAAUCAUGGUUUGUGGUUGUUAUAUUAAGUUUGCUAUGUAGACAUGAAUUUUACAACCAAAUACCUAGAAUGUGAAAAACUAGAUGUUCCGAUGUGCAAAUACUUUGGCUACAAUACUACAAGGACAAUAAUUGGGAAUACGUCUUAUGAUACCUAUCGUCAAAACUUGAUAAAAUGGAUGGACAACCUCGCCAAUCACGUGUCGGUUGAGUGCAGAUACGUCCUCGAAAGAUUCAUCUGUUUGGCUUACUAUUCGCCUUGUGGAAUGGAUCAACCAUGCAGAUCAUUCUGCAAAAAAGUCACCAAAGUGUGUUCGCCUGAAGAAAUACCGACGAUGAAAUGGUUAAUACACUGUAAAGAUUUUCCUGUUGAAAGAUACGUCUUGAUGAAGUUUUCGGGAAAAAAAUGUACUAAGAGCAACGAAGUAGUAUUAUUUGAAGAUAGUCACACAAAACGACUGAUGGAAACUAAAAGACUUGCCAAAAUGGCAAAAACGGACGCCGAUUUUAUUAACAAGGUUAUAGAUAGAUUGGAAACAUAUGCCAAUCGAAUUGACGAAAACACGAACUUUGUAGAUUCGGGACCAAUUAAAGCUAUCAUAUUUGACGGAUUACGAAGCUCUAUUGCUGGUUUGAGAAGCAAUGCACAUCUGAUGUCAACAUUUCUGAAUUUGAUUGAAAAUUGAAAACUUAACAAUAUGCGUGAAACGGCAUACUUCCUAAACCAUAACUAGACCUUGACUAUAAAUUUGGUUUUAAACGAAUAAUUAAAAAGAAAUUUUUGUCACAAUUCUGAUGAAAAAAUUUGGGUACUCCUGAAGUAUGCGCACCAAGAUGUCGCACAACCUGAGCACUAACCUGGUACAUGA